Symbiodinium sp. CCMP2592 is the source of this 1878-nucleotide messenger RNA. The record is from the annotation of a GenBank genome assembly. NCBI's taxonomy places the organism in Eukaryota, Dinophyceae, Suessiales, Symbiodiniaceae.
AUGGUGCUUGCAGUGUCGACGGCGCUGGCGUCCAAGCACAUGGCCGCGGACAUGGAUGACGACAUUGAUGCCACAGCGAGCCCACGCCUGUAUCGACGGAGCGAGAGCAAGGGUGUCAGUGCCAUAACGCACCCGUGGCGGCGCAAGAUGGCGGAAAUGUUCAAGUCGUCGAAGCUCGAAAUUCUGAUUGGGCUGAUCAUUAGUAGCAACAUGGUGGUUGUGAUUUUAGAGACGGAUGCAACAGCGGAUGACCAAGCAGCACCCCUGUGGAUGCGAAUCGCGAAUUGGGGAUUUUUGGCGGUUUACACUAUAGAGGCCGCGGCGAAGAUAUACGCAUUGCGCUGGCUGUACUUCGGAGACUCGUGGAAUCUCUUGGACUUCACUGUUGUCUUGCUCGACAUGGCACUGACCAUCACAGCUUUAUUCCAGCUCUCUGGAAGUGGUGUGUCCAUGUUGCGGAUAUUUCGCAUGGGCAAGAUGGUCAGGAUUUUCAGAGUUCUGCGGCAGAUACAGGAGUUGAAGAUCCUGUUGAUGAGCUUCGCAGCGGCAGCCAAGUCCAUCGUGUUCGGUAUGGUCAUGGUCAUCAUUAUGAUGACAAGUUGGUCAGUCCUUGCCGUUCAGUUCCUGCAUCCCAUCAACAAAGAGAUAUGGGCAAAUAGCGACUGCGAGCGCUGCUCUCGUGCUUUUGCCACUGUGUGGGAAUCUCAGAUCACAAUCUUCCAAACUGUGAUGAUGGGAGAUGCCUGGGGCUUGAUCGCGAUUCCGCUCAUUGAACGAGCGGUUUGGGCCAGCACGUUUUUCCUUCUUGUCUACAUUAGUCUCCAGCUGGCAAUGCUCAAUCUCAUCCUCGCUGUCAUCGUCGAGCGUGCUGCGAGCGCCAAGGAGCUCGACCUUCAUCAGCAAGCGCUGGCAAAGGAGGAAGAGAUGCUACACGCCAAGGAAAGCCUUCUGAAGCUCUGCCGGUUGAUGGACAGCGACAAGAGCGGGAGCUUGGACUUAGAGGAGAUCAAGACGGGCUUCAACACCAAUCCGAAGUUUGCCAGUUCAUUGGUAUCCAUGGGGGUGUUUCUCGAGGAUGUGGACCUGCUGUUCGAGGUCCUAGAUGUCGAAGGCACCGGUGAAGUUCCGUAUGUGGAAUUGGUGGACACGCUCGCGCGGCUGAAGUCGCAGAUCUCUUAUGUCAUCCUUUUUCAACUGACGGCGAUCCAGAAGCACGUGCGCGACUUGCGCCGGAAAACUGCCCGGAUUGACGAGGCGACAGCGUCCCAGGAGCUUGGGAGCCCCAUGAAGGCAGUGCCCUCGGGCCCGGCAGCACUACCGCCGACCGGCCAAGCCGAGUCGGCGAGCUUCCGCAGGCUCGUAGACUCCAAGUUUACUGACAUGAUGAGAGAGACCAAUCAGCGUUUCGACCAAAUCUUGCACGAAAUAUCCCGUGGCUUCGACCAAGCGCAGAGGAUAGCAGAGAAGACGGACAGCCGUCCCGGUCCUGACCACGAUCGACCCGCAACCCUCUUCGAAGCAUUGACGCAGGAGUGCAGCACUGAGGCCAUGCGCGUCCUUAGGGAAGACACAGUGGUGGGCUUGAACGAACGACUGAAUACCGGCGACACCACGCUCAUACGAGCCAUCAAGAACCAGAUGUGGGAGGUUGCCUUUGAGAUUCUUCGACACGAGGAAUUUACGCAGCUCAAUGAGAGCGAUUCAAUGGGACUUUCCGCCUGGCACCAUGCACUUGUUCGGGAACGCUCCGAUGUCGUGGCAGCCAUAACGAAUCGACCUGAUUUUGCUGCUGUCCAUGCGCUGGACUUGAAUGCAGUGGCGCAGCAUGUCGCAUCCGCGCGUGACACGAAACGCCCAGCGCCUCUCGUUGGAAUAUGA